UCGUUGUCGUAUUUCUCUUUCUUCUUCUUCUUUCUUACUUUCUUCUUCUUCUUCUUCUGCUUCUUCUUCUCUCUCUCUCUCUCUCUCUCUCUCUCUGUUCUGGGGGUUUCAGUGCUGUUUCGAGCCUUCGCGAUCCGGUGAUUAUUUAUACUAUUCGUCAGUUUCUUUCUCAGAUAGGACGAUGGAAGUUACCCAGGUUCUUUUAAAUGCACAAUCAGUUGAUGGAACUGUGCGGAAGCAUGCAGAAGACAGCUUGAAACAGUUUCAGGAGCAAGAUCUUUCCCUUUUCUUGGUAUCUCUCUCUGGUGAGCUAUCAAACGAGGAGAAACCUGUUGAAAGCCGUAAAUUAGCAGGUUUGAUACUUAAGAAUGCCUUGGAUGCUAAGGAACAACAUAGAAAGCUCGAGCUUGUUCAGCGAUGGUUGUCACUGGAUGCUGCUGUGAAGACCCAGAUUAAGACAUGCUUGUUACAAACCCUUUCCUCACCUUCGGGAGAUGCUCGGUCAACUGCAUCUCAAGUGAUUGCAAAGAUCGCAGGCAUUGAAUUACCUCAGAAACAGUGGCCAGAACUGAUAGGAUCACUUCUUUCAAAUAUUCACCAGUUGCCAGCUCAUGUGAAGCAAGCCACCUUAGAGACUCUGGGGUAUUUGUGUGAGGAAGUGUCUCCUGAUGUUAUAGACCAAGACCAAGUAAAUAAAGUACUCACUGCGGUAGUUCAGGGUAUGAAUGCAUCUGAAGGGAACAAUGAUGUAAGACUUGCUGCUACACGGGCAUUGUACAAUGCUUUGGGAUUUGCUCAGGUAAAUUUUAGCAAUGAUAUGGAGCGUGAUUAUAUCAUGAGGGUUGUCUGUGAGGCAACUCUAUCCCCUGAAGUGAAGAUAAGACAGGCAGCUUUUGAAUGUUUGGUCUCUAUUUCUUCGACUUACUAUGAAAAAUUAGCUCCUUACAUCCAAGACAUUUUUAACAUAACAGCAAAGGCUGUUAGGGAAGAUGAGGAAGCUGUUGCUCUUCAAGCCAUUGAAUUCUGGAGUUCGAUUUGUGAUGAGGAGAUAGAUAUCCUGGAAGAAUAUGGAACUGAUUUGAUUGGGGAUUCAGGUAUUCCUUGCUUUUAUUUUAUCAAGCAGGCACUCCCUGCUCUUGUCCCGCUGCUGUUGGAGACACUUCUUAAACAAGAAGAGGACCAGGAUCAAGAUGAAGGGGCUUGGAAUAUAGCAAUGGCUGGUGGCACAUGCCUUGGUUUGGUUGCACGUACUGUUGGAGAUGAUAUUGUUCCACUAGUUAUGCCAUUCAUUGAAGAGAACAUAACAAAACCAGAUUGGAGACAAAGAGAAGCAGCUACCUAUGCUUUUGGCUCCAUCUUAGAAGGUCCUUCAGCGGACAAGUUGACACCCAUUGUGAAUGUGGCUUUAUCGUUCAUGCUCACUGCUCUAACAAAUGACCCGAACAACCAUGUGAAGGACACUACAGCUUGGACAUUGGGUAGAAUUUUUGAAUUCCUCCAUGGUUCAACUAUGGAUACACCAAUAAUUACCCAAGCGAACUGUCAACAGAUCAUCACGGUUCUUCUUCAGAGCAUGAAGGAUGUCCCAAAUGUUGCUGAGAAGGCCUGUGGUGCACUUUAUUUUCUUGCUCAGGGUUAUGAGGAUAUGGGUCCAUCAUCUCCUCUAACUCCUUUUUUCCAGGAGAUCGUUCAGUCACUUCUUACUGUUACCCACAGAGAAGAUGCUGGGGAAUCACGAUUGAGGACUGCUGCAUAUGAAACAUUGAACGAAAUAGUGAGGUGCUCAACGGAUGAAACUGCUCCCAUGGUUUUGCAAUUGGUUCCUGUUAUCAUGAUGGAAUUGCACAAGACUCUUGAAGGGCAGAAGCUUUCAUCUGAUGAGAGGGAGAAGCAGGGUGAAUUACAAGGGCUUCUCUGUGGGUGCUUGCAAGUCAUUAUUCAGAAGCUAGGGUCAUCAGAGCCAACUAAACAUGUCUUUAUGCCGUUUGCAGAUCAGAUAAUGGGACUCUUUCUGAGGGUAUUUGCUUGUAGAAGUGCCACAGUGCAUGAGGAGGCUAUGCUUGCAAUUGGAGCCCUUGCAUAUGCAACGGGGCCAGGUUUUACAAAAUACAUGCCAGAGUUUUAUAAGUAUAUUGAGAUGGGCCUUCAGAAUUUUGAGGAGUACCAAGUCUGUGCUGUUACUGUCGGUGUUGUAGGAGAUAUAUGCAGAGCAUUGGAAGAUAAAAUUCUGCCUUAUUGUGAUGGUAUUAUGAGCCAGCUCCUUAAGGAUUUAUCAAGUAACCAGUUGCACCGCACUGUCAAGCCUCCCAUAUUUUCUUGCUUCGGUGAUAUAGCUUUGGCGAUAGGUGAGAGCUUCGAGAAGUACUUGAUGUAUGCCAUGCCUAUGCUUCAGAGUGCGGCAGAGUUGUCAACCCAAGCAUCUGGUGCUGAUGAUGAAAUUACGGAGUACACGAAUACUCUGAGAAAUGGAAUCUUGGAAGCAUAUUCUGGGAUUUUCCAAGGGUUCAAGAAUUCUCCAAAAACUCAGCUCUUGAUUCCUUAUGCACCAUACAUCCUGCAGUUCCUGGAUAGUAUAUAUAUGGAAAGAGACAUGGAUGAUCUUGUGAUGAAAACUGCCAUUGGAGUCCUUGGUGACCUAGCAGAUACACUGGGAAGUCAUGCAGGUUCCUUGAUACAGCAGUCUCUGUCAAGCAGAGACUUUUUAAAUGAAUGUCUGUCCUCAGAAGACCAUUUUAUUAAAGAAUCGGCUGAAUGGGCAAAGUUGGCCAUCAACCGUGCCAUUUCUGUUUGAGGCCACUGCCACAUAGCAUAUUUGCAUCAUUUUAGAAGUCCCUGCAUGCAUGCAUUUUGGUGCGUCGAGUUUGGUCUGCGAUUGCAUGUGUCAAGUCAUGGCCAUUUUCAGACAUCAGAAGCCUGUCAGUCAGUCUUCAAGUUGUCACUAACUCUUGCAUCAUCACACAAAUAUUUUCACUAACUAUUGCAUUUGCACCAUGGAGUUGGAUUCUGAUUUUGUCAGGAAGGGUGGGUGGUCAUGGUUUUUUGCGGAUAAGGGUAAACUACUCCAGCAAGAAAACGGAUAAAUUUUGAGUAUCAUGGAGGAUUUCCGUCGCUAAGAUUUGGAGGUAAGUGUCGUCUGAUUGUACAAAUCUGGUAGCUGGUGGUUCACUGGAUAUUUAAUGACAUAGCAAAUGAGAGAUGUGUGCUACCAUAGCUGUGGUUUCCUCCAAAUUGAUUUUGUUUCUUGGAUUGGAUAUGAAUGAAAAAAUUGGUUCAGGGUCAUAUCAGUGCCACUACCUAUUUGUGCAACAUUCCAGAUCGACUCCUUGGGAAGUUUUCAUUCCUGAAUUUUGCCCCAUCCUUUACUAAUGUUUGCAUCGAGUCCUCAUUAUGUUGGUUUAUCUGACUAAUUUUUGUAUACUUAUUUGGGUUUGAGGGUCAGUCCAGGUCCGGCCCAACUUUAUUUGUGGCCUUAUGUGAAAAAAAAAGGGGCCUUUUAUAUAGAUUUUCUUUUUUGGUAAUAUUGAUUAAUUUAUGUCAACAUUGUAUUUAAUUAAAUAUAUUGUUCUUGCUUUGUUUUGGAUAUAUGAAGGAUAAAAUUUAUUAAA
This is a messenger RNA of Ziziphus jujuba (common jujube), 3605 nucleotides long. Its product is annotated as importin subunit beta-1. Lineage: Eukaryota; Viridiplantae; Streptophyta; Magnoliopsida; Rosales; Rhamnaceae. Bases 182 to 2791 code for a protein of 869 amino acids. Gene Ontology annotation, cellular component: nucleus; cytoplasm. Gene Ontology annotation, molecular function: small GTPase binding; nuclear import signal receptor activity. Gene Ontology annotation, biological process: protein import into nucleus. The record is from RefSeq and is a predicted model, not a curated record. The transcript has 3 exons.